AGAACAUUUUGGACCCAGCUUCCAACCACCAGGCAAAGUAGAUCUGUCUGUGAGAAAUAGGCCUAUUUGGGAUAUGUAUAGAGAAUGUGCCCAUAUAAAAGUCCUAAAUUGGCUUAAUUUGAGGACAAUUAUAGAAAAUAUGCGAAGCAAUUAUGGACUCUUUUUUGCAGAAAGGGCAUUGAGUAGGGAAAACACUAAUGUUAAACCUUGUCAGAUUUUCAGGGAGGGGAAGUAUAUUUUCAAAAAGCUUCCACAUGAAAAGCUUGAUAGGAAAAAACUGUGUAGGAUGCCAGAUGUGUAUGUUAGAGAAAGUAACUGACCUGGUUUCUCUAAUUUCAUGAUAUGCGGAAGAAAGAGAGAAAUUACCAUCCUGUGAAGGGCUCCAGGUGUAAUGUCCAUUUUGAGAGUCAACCAAAGCCAAACCUUGAGCAUGAAUUUGACAGAUUCGCUUCCAGACUGCAGAGUUAGGAAAUUAGAGAAAUUCAUCAAAGAUCUUGCAUCUCCAUUCAUGAAAAGUAAAAGAUCAUCAGCAUAUCCAAGAUGAGAG
Molecule: messenger RNA, 547 nt
Organism: Cuscuta epithymum
Lineage: Eukaryota; Viridiplantae; Streptophyta; Magnoliopsida; Solanales; Convolvulaceae
Source: the annotation of a GenBank genome assembly